AUGGAGGCGGUGGCUCUUUUCUCCUUCACAGCAUCAGAGGCGGACGAGAUCAGUUUCCAGAAAGGAGACAUCGUCAAGGUGACAGAAAUGGAGGAUGAUUCUUGUUGGUUCACAGCAGAGAUCCAGGGGAAGCGAGGCUACGUGCCAGAGAACUACAUUUCCCUUCUUCCUUAUUCGUGGUUUUCUGGACGGGUGUCGAGGCUUGAUGCUGAAAAGCGUCUCCGCUGGCAGGACACUGGAGUGUUCCUGGUGAGGGAGAGUGAAUCAGCUCCUGGAGAGUUUUCUAUCUCUGUUAGCUAUGGUGACAGAGUGGAGCAUUUCCGGGUGCUGGAGGGGGGAGGUCAGUACAGCAUCUGGGACGAGUCUUUCAGCUCUCUGAAUCGUUUGGUGGAUUUCUACAGAACUCACAGCAUCGCCGUGGAGAAAGUGGUCCUCCUCAGAGACCCCCCUUUGUCCCUGUAGAAGCCUCGUCUAGCUCACGCCCUCUGCGACUACACCCCCCCUCACACCGCACACCUCCACUUUCUGCGGGGUGACAUCAUCGACCUGCUGGACUGCUCGAGUCAUCUGUCCUGGAGGGGGCGCUGCAGAGGCCGAGUAGGAAUCUUCCCGCCAGAAUUCGUCCAACCGCUGUACCACUGA
Messenger RNA from Notolabrus celidotus (New Zealand spotty), 642 nucleotides. RefSeq names its product GRB2-related adapter protein-like. The record is from RefSeq and is a predicted model, not a curated record. NCBI's taxonomy places the organism in Eukaryota, Metazoa, Chordata, Actinopteri, Labriformes, Labridae. The transcript has 5 exons. Gene Ontology annotation, molecular function: protein binding.